UGAAGCAUGACAGAACAAUGACAUUCUCAUAUUCUCAUGCAACUCUUAUGAAGUGUUUUCUGUGUUCUACAACAGCGGUUAUUUCCUGGUGUGGAACACAACAAACAUUUAUUCUAAGAAGCUUAGAAAACAGAAUGUCAAGCACAAGUUUAACUGGAAUUCCUGUGGGCCGUCUGACUGGUUUAGUGGCUAUUGCCGCUCUCGUCUCUCUGAUCCUCUUGUAUUUCUGGACUUCACCUCUGACCAGCUGUCCACCUCGACUACCUCAAUUCAAACAACACUCAGAUGGACACCAUGAAGAGAUGAACAACUCGAUUGCUGAUGAAACAGUGGAGAAACCUGUACUUUUAUUAUGGGUCUGGCCUGAAAAUUACAGAUUUGAUCUUAAGGACUGUAAAACUCUUUACAAUAUUGACGGCUGUCACCUGACGGACGAUAGAGCUCUCUACAGCAGUUCAGACGCUGUGCUUGUUUAUCACCGGGGUAUUAGUUGGGACCUGUCCACCCUUCCACCAUCUCCUCGUCCCCCGUUCCAAAAGUGGAUCUGGCUUCAUUUAGAAUCGCCAACAAACACGCAGAAAAUUCCAGGGAUUGAAAACCUCUUUAAUCUGACUCUCAGUUAUAGAGAGGACGCUGACAUUCCUGUGCGGCUGAGACUGACCAGCAACAAAACUCCAAAUGAGGAUUUUACAAUUCCCAAAAAGGACAAACUGGUCUGUUGGAUCGUAAGUAACAAUGCUGCCCAUACAGGUGUCGGCAAGAGGAACACUUACUACAAUGAACUUAAAAAGUACAUCACUGUGCACAUGUUUGGAAGCGCUUAUGCUGGGAGACUAUCUGAUGAAGACUAUUAUCCCACCAUAGCCAGCUGCAAAUUUUAUCUGUCUUUUGAGAAUUCCAUCCACAAGGACUACAUCACGGAAAAGUUUAACGGACCUCUGUCAGCAGGUACUGUACCUGUGGUGCUGGGACCUCCCAGAAAGAACUAUGAGAGGUUUGCACCGCGUGACGCCUUCAUUCACGUGGACGACUUCCCAGACGCAAAGUCACUGGCAGAAUAUCUGACGCAGCUGGACAGAGAUGAAGAUGCGUAUCGCAGGUACUUUAACUGGAGGAGACAUUUCUCAGCACGACCUCAUUUAAUAUUACAGAAUCAAGAGUUUGUUCUGGCGAUUUGCACGGCCUGCGAUCAUGUAGCGAGACACAAGGAAUAUCAAGAAGCUCAUGAUAUCUAUGAAUGGUUUUUUAACUAAAGUCACCUCUCAGAUUUUGGUGGAUGAGAAAGUUACGUGAACUUUUAAGAGGAGAUGUCCCAUGUUUUCUUAAGGGAUUUCAUAUGCCUCGGGACUAAUCAAACAUUCACAUUUUUGCAGCAGAUUGUGUGUGUGUGCGUGUGUGUGUGUGUGUGUGUGUGUGUGUUCACAUUUGCAUAUUUUAUUAUUGGGCCAAAGUGUCUUCACCAUGAAAAAUAUAAGCAUGCAUGUUCAUUAUUCUUGGACAUGGCAUCUAUUUAUAAAAAGGGAGGAAGAAACACGACAUUACUGAAAGUCAGAUGGUUAAGGUGUGUAUAAGGUGUGUCAUACCAUUGUUUACCACAACCCUCAGCAAAGUCAACACGCAAAAUGUACACAUUAUUGAAACACAGCAUAUUAAUAAUGAACUUCUAUGAAUUAUUUUUGGCUCUAAAGCAGAGACAUGAGUUUAUACACUGUAAAAAAAAAAGAAUGUUAGCAACUGACAUUUCUGGGACACCACUGACUACCAUAGUAGGACAAAAUUCAAUGGUAUAGUCAAAGGUGCCCCAGAACUGAUUGCUAUCCUAAAUUCUUCAAAAUAUCUCAUUUUGUUUUCAACAGACAGGCAAUGAUGUCGCAGAAAUGUCAGUUGCUAACAUUUUUCCAAAUAUGUUUCUUGUUCAUCAGAACAAAGACAUUUAUACAGGUUUGGAACAACACCCUGACAGCCCAACCCACCGACACAGGCAUUCACUACUUACAUUUGUGUACAGAUGGUGAAACAAUGUAAGCAGUACCAUGUGACAGAUAUUUAAACAUGUAUUGUGUGUGACUGGCAAACUAUGCUUUGUACUUUCUAAGGGCAUACGUUUAUAACAAAUGUACACACACACACACAGUAAAAACAAAAGAAAAUGAAUCUGAGGAUGAUGUUGUAAAGUCUGUGUGCUGUCUGUUUAUGCCAUUUGUCUGCUGUUAGUGUCAUUCUCUAAAGUACGUUGUUCUUUGUCACUCUCUGUCUGUUGGAUUCUCCUUGUUUCUCUCUGUUGACACUGUACAUAUUGUCUGUCUGAUUCUCCAUUUUCUCAAAUGUUUUAACUCUCUAACUCUGCCAUUUUAAUACAUCUGUAUGGCUGUCUGUGAUUAUACUUGUUUUUCACUCUUGCCUGACUGUCAUUGUGUCCACCUAAUUAAUAAUUAUGACCUAAUGAACAGUUAAGUUCAAAUGUCUGUACAUGCAGACACCAUUAGGAUUGUUGUCAAACUCUACUAUAGAGUUAAUUAUAAACCCAAAGUACAUUUGUGUGUCACAGUUUUUAUACCUCUCCUAGGCCCACCACAGCAUCCUUCCUCACAGCACUGGUACUGGAAGACCAGGGGUCUCUGGCUGUACUGAUUCCAGCAGUUAAUAAACAUUA
This is a messenger RNA of Triplophysa rosa, 2653 nucleotides long. Its product is annotated as 4-galactosyl-N-acetylglucosaminide 3-alpha-L-fucosyltransferase 9-like. NCBI's taxonomy places the organism in Eukaryota, Metazoa, Chordata, Actinopteri, Cypriniformes, Nemacheilidae. Bases 18 to 1253 code for a protein of 411 amino acids. The transcript has 2 exons. The record is from RefSeq and is a predicted model, not a curated record. Gene Ontology annotation, cellular component: membrane. Gene Ontology annotation, molecular function: alpha-(1->3)-fucosyltransferase activity.